This is a messenger RNA of Pseudozyma hubeiensis SY62, 423 nucleotides long. RefSeq lists its product as hypothetical. Lineage: Eukaryota; Fungi; Basidiomycota; Ustilaginomycetes; Ustilaginales; Ustilaginaceae. The record is from RefSeq and is a predicted model, not a curated record. The transcript is spliced from 2 exons. Bases 1 to 423 code for a protein of 140 amino acids.
AUGUAUUGUGUGAGACGUAACGGCGACACACGCGAUCCAAAGUUGCUGUACAAGACACACCGACGAUCGUCGUUCAUGCUUCCCGCAUGCCAGCAAGAGCCAUUCAUGCCAAACCGGCGGCAAGCGGACAUCGACGUUCGAUUGCUCGUCGAGAGUCGCCGGCAGGUACGCACCGGCGGUACAACAUCCGUAACGUUCCACGCCGUCUUUGCACUCAAUCUUCUUGUCGACGUCGGCGUCUUCCAGUCCCAGCGCAUGACUAGGCAACGUGAGCCUCAAUCUCGUUCUGGACUGUUGCAGAGCCGGACGAAAGAGACUCGCCGACAAGUGAUUCCCGGGGCACAGCUUCCCCCGAUGACUUCUCAACAGCCCAGUGGAUCAGCCGAUUCGCACGUCACUUCUUCAACCGACGAUCGGCAGUAG